UAAACUAUGAAGUGGGUUUGGGCUCCUGAAAUCUGGCCUGAUCAUGUACGUUUAAUCCUUUUCAAAAAACGAUACAUUUUGCUGAAGCCAGUAGUGCAUCCUCUCCUAUCAUCGGCUCUGUUUUCAGUCUCCGGGCAAUAUGGCAAUCUCCUCUCUGCGAUUGCCGCUCUCUCCAUGGCUCGUCAAAAACCCAAGACAAACCUCUUUCAAAUCUCUCCUAAUGCCAAUAUUUCCAUCGAAACUGAGCCUGUUAUGCUGUUUUUGUGGUUCUUCGCUUCGAUCUCCACUAUCCACUUCUCAUGCGUUGAACCAGUCCGAGAAAUGGCAACCCUUUCGCAAGAAAAAGGUGGUUCUGCGGGUUGGCUACGUGGGUACUGACUACAGAGGUCUCCAAAAGCAACAAGAUGAACAUUCGUUGUCGACUAUUGAAGCAGAAUUAGAACACGCCAUAUUUAAGGCUGGCGGAAUUCUUGAUAGUAAUUAUGGAAAUUUGCAAAAAAUUGCCUGGGCUAGAAGCAGCCGCACUGAUAAAGGAGUUCACUCAUUGGCAACAAUGAUAACAAUGAAGAUGGAGAUACCUGAAAAUGCUUGGAAGGAAGACCCUUAUGGCAUUGCCCUUGCGGAACAUGUUAAUAAUUAUCUUCCUGAUACUAUCAGAAUUUUCAGCAUUUUGCCCUCACAGAAGAGCUUUGAUCCUAGAAGAGAGUGUGACCUACGGAAAUAUUCCUACCUCCUUCCUGCUGAAAUUAUUGGGAUCAAAAGUCACUUUACCACCGCUGAAAUUGAUAAUCACUUAUCAGACUUCAAUGAUAUAUUAAAUGCCUUUGAGAAUUUUUCGUUGAUACUUGCGGGUUCAAAAAUAAGGAGCUUUGAUCCUAGAAGAGAGUGUGACCUACGGAAAUAUUCCUACCUCCUUCCUGCUGAAAUUAUUGGGAUCAAAAGUCACUUUACCACCGCUGAAAUUGAUAAUCACUUAUCAGACUUCAAUGAUAUAUUAAAUGCCUUUGAGGGGGAACAUCCCUUUCAUAAUUAUACAAUACGGUCCAAGUACAGGAAACAAUUUCCCACCCCAAAAAUUGGGCGUGUUUCAAAGAGACCAAGAUCAUCUGGUGAGAUAUCAGCCUCUGAAAUUGAGGAAAGUGAUCAAGAAGAAAAUUAUGGCGUUGAUCGAAUGAUUAAAUUGGAUCACAUGGAACCAACUAAAAAUUCUAUGGAAUCCACUCAAAAUUCUAUGGAAUCCAGCUUCUAUAAUCGGAAUGGGAGUGUUCUGAAGGACCAAAAAUCAAAUGCAGUUAACCGUGCCAGAUGGCUACAUGAACCUGAUGAGACUGAUAGAAUAGGUGCUUCCCAUUUCAGAAAGAUUUUUCGCUGUUCUUGUGGAAAGCUGGAGAAAUCAGUGGGAUUUGAUUUUGUUGAAAUUUCUAUAUGGGGAGAGUCUUUCAUGUUACAUCAGAUCCGCAAAAUGGUUGCGACUGCUGUGGCUGUAAAGCGCAAGUUACUCCCAAGAGAUAUUUUAACAUUGUCACUAGCAAAGUUCUCAAGGAUUGUCCUACCACUUGCUCCGUCUGAAGUUCUGAUUUUGAGAAGCAACAGUUUUUUAUUUAGAACAAGACCCGGCGUAGGAUCACGACCUGAGAUGCUUACAAUGGUUGAAUCAGAAGAAAUUCUCAAGGUAGUCAAUGAUUUCUAUAUUAAUGUAAUGCUGCCUCAAGUGUCAAAGUUCCUGGACCCUUGUGGCUUCCCUUGGAAGGAAUGGGUUGAGAAAUUGGAUGAGCACACUAGCAUUCCAGAUGCAGAAUUGGAUGAAGUCAGGAGUGCUUGGAAAGUGUGGAAAGAAAAACUUCAGAGUAGAACCAGCGUUGCAUCAGUCAUAAAUUGGUGAAACAAGGUAGAUUUUCAACUCUUAUUGAAAGAUUUACCAUAUAUUCAUCACCUGGAUUGUUAUUUUACAUAGUCGGGCAAAGUUUCUGAACAGCUAGUACCUGCUCUUUGCUGUGUGUGGAUUAGCCAUGGUGACUGUUCUUGCACAAAGCAGUAAAAACCAUAUGCUGAUUUGCGUGUACUACAUCCGUCAUGAUGCAAUCUGCUGCUCUGUGAUUGGCCAUGAGCAAACCAGGGCAAAACUUCGCAUCUACUUGUAAAUCAACUAGAUGGUUGAAUACUAAUGAUGUAGCUUUGUGCUGGUGGCUGAGGAAUGCUGCAAGAAAUCAGGCUUUAUGUUAUUGAAUUGGCUGAUGAUUACUAGGUUAGAUGCAUGCUCACAAUGUGGAAGCUACUGAGUUCAUAUGGUCAAAUGGUUAGUUAAGAGUUGGAACAUAUCAAGUCCAGAGGGACCCUCUCAGGAGCUGAUGAGUGAAAAUCUCUUGGUAGCAACAGCAUCUUAAUGAUCUAAUUGUAUAGCAUCUUAAUGAUCUAAUUGUAGUGCAUGUUUAAUUUAUCUUGGAUUGUAAUGUUCACAAGAAAACCACUCCUGUUGUAUCACUAUGAUAGGCUUAAAGCAAUUUUCAUCUUUCCAUGCAUCACAUAGACCUAAAUGUUUGAAAUUGUAUCCAACUCAUUGUAUAAUGGAAAUCCAGGUCUCGAUUUGAU
Molecule: messenger RNA, 2589 nt
Organism: Hevea brasiliensis (rubber tree)
Lineage: Eukaryota; Viridiplantae; Streptophyta; Magnoliopsida; Malpighiales; Euphorbiaceae
Product: putative tRNA pseudouridine synthase
Exons: 9
Coding region: 140-1882 (580 amino acids)
Biological process (GO): tRNA pseudouridine synthesis; mRNA pseudouridine synthesis
Cellular component (GO): nucleus
Molecular function (GO): RNA binding; pseudouridine synthase activity
Source: RefSeq, a predicted model, not a curated record